CUUUGCUGCACAGCUGCACGCGGCGACUGUGCGCGUUCUUUCAGAGCUGCAGCAAAACGAGUGACGUCGGCACUCGACAACCAACUCCUUGCUCGCACCCGUGCGCUAGGUGUGCGUUUUGCUGUGGCCCCAGAGCUGCAGCAGCCUUUGCAGCCCUCGGCGCUGGCGACACGAUUAGGCGGCCGCUAAGGCGGCCGGCGGGCCAGACGCACCGCUGCGGCUGGCGCGGUGCCGGAAUCGAUCGAAUACUGACCGCGCGCUGGCUGGCGCGCCGCUGGCUGGCCGCUCUCAGCUUGCAGCACUCCCGCAUCGCGCAAAUGCUGCUCCUCCGAACGGCGCGACGCGCAAGCAUGCAAAGGCGCGCCCGCGGCGUCCGCACUUGAAAUCACGAAGGCACGCGUUGCGACUAUCUCCCGGCCGGCGACACUGACAAGGCUGUCUGGGUUAUUCCGCUCCGCAAGAGCACCUCGGGAAUCCAAUCGCUCGCGUCCCUCCGUGGCGUGCGCGGAUUUCACACCCGAUACAUCUACGCAGGCCGCUGUCGUCGCUGACGAAGGCCAUGAUGGGCCGCGCGCCCGCGAAGCCGACGCCCUGGCGCGCGCUCGCCGAGCAGCUCGUGGACGAGGGCUGCGAGUCCAUCUACUUGACGCGUUUACGGGCGCAGCACGACGUGCGGGCGCACGUCGACACCUUGGCGGAGGAGGUGGCCGAGGAGAUGGCCCGAGCCCUCGGGAGGACGACGAGUCGCGUCGACUACGCGUUCGCGUGCCUCGAGCGCGACCGGCAGCGGGCCCACGACGCCGCGGCGGCCGUGCUCAAACUACGGGUGCCCGAGCUCCGCGACGAACUGAGGAGCCACGGCCUGCCUGUCGGGGGCAACAAGCCAGAGCUGCGCGCGAGGUUGAUGCCCGUCGCGACGGCGGACGCCGUCGAGGCCUUCGACGCGCAGCGCCAGGUGUGUCGGAAGGAGCGGCAGAACCUGCUCAUCCACCGCCAGGCCCUCGGCUUCAAGACGGGCAACCACGGUGCGGUGGAGAAGUACUAUCCCUCCUCCGUGCUCAAGCCCCUCGGCGACUUCCUCGAAGAUGCCCCGGAGGACGACGACGAGGCGCCGGUGACGACCGAGCAGUCGUACAAGGGGAAGAACUGGGGCGGGUUUCGAUUUUACUAAGUGAUUGUUAUGUACAACUUUCCAAAUGAGGAUCUUGCGAAUUUGACGAUGGCGUAGCUGCGACGCCAUCGA
Pelagomonas calceolata is the source of this 1243-nucleotide messenger RNA. The record is from the annotation of a GenBank genome assembly. Lineage: Eukaryota; Pelagophyceae; Pelagomonadales; Pelagomonadaceae.